GACAAGCUAUAUGACGUGUCCCUCGACCUCGAGAGCCGCGACAGCUUGGAGCACGACGACGCCUCGCCACCUCCAUUCCAUCCUCCUCCUUGCGACCAUGGCCUCGCCGGACGCAGAAGAGGAGUGGGCGGCCGUGGAGCGGCGAGGUGCGCACCUGGUGACGGCGACGGCGGCCGGGGAGGAGAUCCCAUUCAUCAUCCACGGCUUCAACACCUACUGGCUCAUGUCCUUCGCGGCCGACGACGCCACGCGGCCGCGGGUGACGGCGGCCAUCGCCGAGGCAGCCGCCGCCGGGCUCAACGUGUGCCGCACCUGGGCCUUCGCCGACGGCGGGUACCGCGCGCUGCAGACGGCCCCGUUCUGCUACGACGAGGAGGUGUUCCAGGCAUUAGAUUUCGUUGUCAGCGAGGCGAGAAGGCAUAAGAUGCGGUUGAUACUGUCACUGUGCAAUAACUGGGAAGACUAUGGUGGGAAGGCGCAGUAUGUAAGAUGGGGCAAUGAGGCUGCUGGACUAGAUCUUACUUCUGACGACGAAUUCUUCUCUGAUCCGACUAUUAAGAGUUACUACAAGGCCUUUGUUGAGGCUGUCCUAACAAGGAUAAACACAAUCACAAAUGUGGCCUACAAAGAUGAUCCUACUAUUCUUGCCUGGGAGCUGAUUAACGAGCCACGCUGCUCUUCAGAUCCAUCAGGCGAUACGCUGCAGACAUGGAUAGAAGAGAUGGCAUCUUAUGUGAAAUCUAUAGAUCCUGUGCACCUCCUGGAGAUUGGUGUUGAAGGGUUCUAUGGUCCGUCCACUCCAGAACUUUUGGGCAUUAACCCAGAUGAUUAUUCGGGGAAUGCUGGAACAGAUUUCAUAAGGAACCAUCAAGCAAUGGGUAUCGAUUUGGCUUCUGUUCAUAUUUAUUCCGACACUUGGUUGCCUGACUCAAAAGAAGAAAAUCACCUUGAAUUUGUGAAUUCUUGGAUGCAACAACAUAUCGACGAUGCAGCCAAUUUGCUAGGGAUGCCUAUUAUGAUCGGCGAAUUUGGGUUAUCACUUAAGGAUGGCAAGUUUGAUAGUGGGUUCCGUGAAACUUUCAUGGAGACAGUUUACAACAAUUUCUUGAGCUCUUGGGAGGGAGGAGUGAUUGGAGGGGGCUGCCUUCUUUGGCAGCUCUUCCCUGAAGGUGCAGAGCACAUGGAUGAUGGUUAUGCAGUUUUUAUUGCAAAAUCACCAGCCACGUUGAAUGUACUUGAAAAUCAUUCAAGGAGGCUGGACAGCUGAGAGUAUGCUGCUUCCCUACUUCGUCUAUGAUGCAGUCGAUGUUACAAGGGUUUUCAACCAGGAAGUCUUCCUGUAAAGUUCAAUGUUUAAUGGUGUAACACGUAAGACCCUAACAUUCAUAUGUAGGGCACGGAAUAAUAUAUGUCAUGAAAAAAAGCCAAGAUCCAAUCGUGAAAUGAAAUAUAUCAUUCUUGGAUCAUGUAUUUACCUUUACAUAUUUGUUGGGUCUUAUGCUUCUGUGAGUAAACUUCUUGAUGAUAACUCAUAAAUGGUAUAACUGUUUACUGUAUGCCACUAGUUGGUUGUCUAGCAUUAAUUUACAUUUUAAAUUUUGUCCAUUAGUUCUUUCAUGUAGCUAUUGGCUUACUAUUAUCAAAUAAAUUUGAAAAGAAUAUGCUGCUUA
Molecule: messenger RNA, 1670 nt
Organism: Brachypodium distachyon (stiff brome)
Lineage: Eukaryota; Viridiplantae; Streptophyta; Magnoliopsida; Poales; Poaceae
Product: mannan endo-1,4-beta-mannosidase 8
Exons: 5
Coding region: 11-1267 (418 amino acids)
Biological process (GO): carbohydrate metabolic process
Molecular function (GO): hydrolase activity, hydrolyzing O-glycosyl compounds
Source: RefSeq, a predicted model, not a curated record